Pangasianodon hypophthalmus (striped catfish) is the source of this 1565-nucleotide messenger RNA. RefSeq names its product cilia and flagella associated protein 77 (gene cfap77). Bases 217 to 945 code for a protein of 242 amino acids. The record is from RefSeq and is a predicted model, not a curated record. The transcript is spliced from 7 exons. NCBI's taxonomy places the organism in Eukaryota, Metazoa, Chordata, Actinopteri, Siluriformes, Pangasiidae.
AGAAAGGACGCGAAAGGCCCAGGAUCCGGAGCUGUGUGCUUUCGAAAUCCGGCUAUUCAAACUGAAUUCAGUUCUUAUCUAGUCCUGGAGAAAUUCAGCUUAAACACGAUUAUCUCCAAAUUUCAUCACUGCUAGGUUUGUUUACUGAAUUUAAUAGAUUAAAGGGAUUGUCGCAGGACUUCCGGGUUGUCCGGCGGCUCCUCCAGGGUGGUGGAGAUGGACUCUGCACAUGUUGGAGUGUUCAGAAACUCAAUGAUCACAAAUCCUCUUAUAAUGAAGCCUAAACUUGGGAAGACCAAAUCCAGAGGACUGUCCUAUCCAGGACCAGAUUUUGUUUACGGUGCAGUGACCACCCUCCAAGAUGGUGGAGCGGCAGAGGCCCUUUCCAGCUGGCACACUCCUUCUCUGUCCUUCUCCAACUCUGCGCAGUACAGGAAGGCAGAGCAGGACUUUGUGGCUCUGAAUCGAGAAAGUGUAAAGUCUGGUCUGGUCACGGCCAAAGAGCUGCAGCAGUACCGUGCCACUCAUGACAUCAGGCGCCCAGCCGUGUCCAAAAGCUUCAGGUCUGCUCCAGUACGACUACCACAGGACAUCACAUUCGGCGUUCCUACACGGCCUUCCACUCCGAUCUCAGCGCUGUUGGAGUACAAGUACGGCCAGAGGUGGCUGGAGGAGCAACAGGCCAAAGACAGAGCGCUGCUGGAGCACCAGAAUAAGAAGGUUCAGCUUGCGAGGAUCCAGGACACCCGUACCACCCUCCUCCGCAAGAGUCGUCCUCUGGAGAAACCACCAUCCACGUGGAAACUGCCCCACUUCCAGCAGAUUGGACCAGCUCUGGACACCUUCCGAGAUCCUGAAGCACGAAAGAAGGCCAUGGCUGCACACUACAUGGACUCAGUGGCCAGACGAGGACUGCUGGGACAGGGCACUUACACUGUGGACUGACAGGCCGAUUAUUAUCCAUAUAAUCUUCCAGUUUAUCCUUCAGAUCAGUUUUUUUUGUCUCACAGUCUGGAAAUGGAGACAGAGUUAGUGAUUUCAGCUCAUAUUGUCAAUAUUGAUGAGUGUGAUGUGAAAUUUUGGUCCCGAGUCAACACCACAGCUCUCAGUGCAUAAUUUAUGCAAUAAAUUGCUGCUUAAACUGUUGAGUCAUUUUUGGGUUUUUUUUUUCAGUAUUCCCUCAUUUAUUAAAAUCAUUCAUUUUUCAAACAUUUCACACUGCUCAAUUUCUGAGAUUAUGGUUAGGGUUAGAGGUGAUAUUAGGGGUCAUACCUUUUUUUAAAUUAUUCAAAUUCCUAAUAAUUUUGUAUAAAGUCAUGAUUAAUUUUGUUAGUGUAUAUAUUUUUAAACACUUUUAAAGGUCUUAGCCUACUGUUAAAUUUAAUAAUUGUGAUUAAAUUAUGCAGCUCAACAGUCAUCACUUAUCUGUCAGGAAAUUAGGAAAUUAUUGAUGUUUUUCCACUGAAGUCUUUCUUUCUUUCUUCCUUCCUUAAUUCCUUUCUUUCUUUCUUUCUUUCUUUCUUCCUUUUUUUCUUUCUCUCUCACUUUGAUCAGAGCUUGGUGGG